This is a messenger RNA of Prorocentrum cordatum, 1804 nucleotides long. The record is from the annotation of a GenBank genome assembly. Lineage: Eukaryota; Dinophyceae; Prorocentrales; Prorocentraceae.
GGUUCAGCAGCUCGCCCGCACUUUGGCACGCGCCGCCAAUGCGCAGUUCAAGGUCGAGCUGAUGCCCAGCGAACCCACGUGCACCUGGCUGCCGAGGCACCCUGGCCGGGCCCUCACGAGGUUCACCGCGGGGGAAGAUGGGGGGGGCCACUGCGGCCAGAUCGCUGAGUUCGCGGAGACCGCGACGCACGGGCUGCCCGCGGGAGCUGCAGGCAAGAUGGAGGCCGGGCGGGACAGCGGCAUCUGGCCGGGCGCGGCUAACGCCAGCGACGAGCGCAUGAUCGGCGCGCCCAGAGGCAGGGCCCUCGCGCGUUCGAUCGCGAAGAGGCCCGACGAGAAGAGAUGGAACGAGCACCUCUUCGGCAAGACCGCGCGCGCCCCUUUCGACCCGAAGGCGACCCUUCUGGCGACGGAGCCCGUCUCAAGGCUGAGGUGCCGGGCGAUGCCCCCCCGUCUGGGGCGGGCGCUUGGUUGCCCCGCCUUCGACGAGACGGGCCAGCAGCGCGCGGCCGAGGGCAGGGUUCGCGUGGAGGCGCUGCUGGGCGCGGAGGACAUUGCGAAGGGCCUGGCAGCUCAGAAGGCACGCACUAUCGGAGGUUUGCCCGCACGCGCCACGCCGCCCGCGGUCCGCGCCGCGGACCUGAGCGAGCGCGCGGCCGAGCACAUCGACGAGAAGGGCCUGGCCAACAUCAAGGGGGCGUUGUCGGGGCAGUUGCUGCCUGCAGGAGAAGCGAAGGAAGGGCGCGCUCGGUGGCGAGCAAGCACGAAGGAUCACAACGCGUUCAAGCGAGCCUACGCCCACGAGGCCAGAGGCAAUCGCGCGCGGGGCAAGCGCCCCCAGGACCGGGGGACGGGGGCGGGCACCGCGAGGUGCAGGUUCGUGGCCGCGGAGCUGCGCGCCAGGUUCGCGACGACGCGCUCGCAGGACGUCUACGUGGUGCGACCUGCUGGCGAGGGCGAGCCGAACGUGGCAUGGCAGCUGGUGAAGGCGAUGUAUGGCACGAGGCGCGCGAGCAACCUGUUCCAACACAUGGCCAUAGGGGCGCUGAUCGCCAAGGGCUCCUGCAGGCUCCAGGUGACGGUCAUGCUUUUCUUCCAUCUCGAGAAGGGCACCUACGUGCUGGUGCAUGGCGACGACUUCGUGACAGCGUCCACCUACGUCAACCUGCCGCGGCUCAACGGGGCCCUGGAAGAAAACAUCGAAGCGAAGAGGUAUCCCUUCGUCGGGCCCUCGGAGGCUGGGGGCGAGGCGAAAUCCGGCACGCUCCUGAAGCGGGCGCUGAGCUUGACGGAGGAAGGCUUCCACGGUGAGAGCGACGUGAAGUACGCAGUCGUCGUGGCGGAGGCGCAUCCGAAGCUGGCGGGAGAAGCUGGAUCAUGCGAGCCGAUGGAGAUCCACGAGCUGGAGCUCAAGCAGCUGGCAACGUACCUGGCGACGUACCCGCAGAUGACUUGGCAUUUCGAGUGCCAGGAGAUGCCGACGGAGAUCACGAUCGCGACCGACGUCGACUGGGCUGGAGACGACGUGACGAGGCGAAGCCGCGGUGGAGGUUUCGAGUGCAUAGGCAUGGCGUGCAUCGAGAGCUGGGCAGGACAGCAAGCGUCGAAGGCACUGAGCAGCGGAGAAGCUGAGCACGUGGAGGUGACGAACGGAGCGGCCAGGGGCAUCUUCACGAAGAACCUGCUCAAGGAGAUUAUGGUAGAGAUGGCGGUGACGGUGGCUGGCGACAACGCGGCGGCGAUCGGGAUUUGCUCGAGGCUCGGCGCCGGUCGCGUCAGGCACCUGGAUGUGAAGUCCCCGUGA